GCCAGCUGGCAGAGGGUGUCAUGGCCGCCACAAACGUCACUUUCCGAUGGCUCGAUAUACUGGAGAAGGAAUUCGACAAGGCCUUCGUUGACCUUGACCUCUUGAUAGGUGAAGUUGACCACUAUGAUGUGGAGGAGCCUGACUUUCAAGCACAAGCUCGAUCUAGACUGGAGGCACUCUCAUCGUGUUUUGCACAACUUGCUCACAAGGCGCAGACAGUCUUCCAGGCCAAUGCUAAACUUGAGGCAGAGUUGGUGCACCUUCGCCACGAGUGUGCAGAGGGUCGAGCCUUCCGCCAGGUAGCUGAGGCAGAGAGCAGAGAGCUCUUAAUGAAACUGCACUCCAGCCAGCUACAGUUACACUCCACUGGUGGAGCAGCUCGCACACAAGACUCGGAGAAGAUCAGAGAGCGGCUAGAUGAAUGUGAAAAAGAUUUGGAAGAGCAGCGAUCAGAGAACCUUAGAAUUAUGAUUGGAACACAUGAAGCAGCCAUAUUAAGGAAAGAAAAUGACACUCUACGUCGAUAUAUACUAGGACUACAAGGGGAACUCUUCGGAGCCAAACUUGCUGCCAAGUACUUAGAUAAAGAAUUAGCUGGAAGGAUUCAGCAGAUUCAGCUGCUGGGUAGAGACUUGCGAGGAGAAGAACAUGACAAAUUGUGGCGCCAGCUGGAAGCCGAGAUUCACUUACAUCGGCACAAGACUGUAGUGCGAGCUUGUCGCAGUCGUUUCACUCAUUGUUCACAGGUGUCUGGAGAUGGAAAUGCUGGUAUAGUAAAUGGAGGUGGAAUGUCACGGCCAAGCAAGCAGCAGCAACGGAGAAUUGUAACCUUACAGAAGCCUCCGGAUGAGGGUCUUGGUAUGUCAAUUACAGGAGGCCGAGAGCAUGGUGUGCCAAUCCUUAUAUCCGUCAUUCACCCUGACACGCCUGCUAGCCGCUCUGGACACCUAUAUGUUGGAGAUGCUAUACUAUCUGUUAAUGACAGGUCUCUAAAAGAGGUAAAUCAUGCAGAUGCAGUACAGUUGUUGUCAUCACAAGAGGGAACUAUUAGGUUAGAAGUAGUGUAUGUCUCUCCAGAAGAUGAUGAAGACGAUGCAUCACUUGUAGAAGAUCCUUAUGGCUUCAAGUACGUUACAUUGUAUUCCUUUUGGAGACGUUUGGAUGUUGACAUAAUUAAUGAGAGUGGAGAAGGCCCCACAAGUAAUGGUGCUGAUGAAACAUACACAACCAGUAAUGGCAUGGAUGAUUUAACAGCCAGUAAUGGCAUGGAUGAUUUAACAGCCAGUAAUGGCAUGGAUGAUUUAACAGCCAGUAAUGGCAUGGAUGAUGCAGUAUUACAUGGAAGCCUUAAUGGAGCAGCUGGCCAUCUUGAGUUUCAUAGUGAUGUGACAGGAAGUGAAGAUGAGGGCAGUGCUUACAGUGACACUAGAAACCAACUUGCAGCUGGCAUUGCUAUGUCACUUGAAGCUAUGCCAACUGAUUCUACACCAGAUGAAGGUCUAACAACAGAAAAGCUUAACAAGAAAAAAACAGAAAAGGAGCUCUCAUUUAUUAAUCCGCAAGAUUUAGGAGACAUCAGUUAUAAAGAAACACAAGAUUCUGUGACAGAAUCCUCUCUGAGCUCUCCGUCUGUGGAUGAUAAUGAGGAGUGCCCGCACCAAGGCUGCCGUACACCACUGGAAGACAUCGAGCAGAAGCUCAACACUAAUUUCUCCAUUGAAGAAGGAAAGAGCAAGCCUAACGUAGCUACACAUGCACCAGUACCUUCACCAGGAACAGUUUUGUUUAAUGGCAGUUAUUAGAAAGAAAUAGGCUUUAGCACCUCCUGAACCGAGAUGUCUGAUGAAUCAAUACUUCCUAAGAAGUACCUGCCACCGAGGUGGCAGGUACUAACUUGUUUCUUUCUUAUAAUUGAUGUGAACAAAAAGUAAACCUACUUAUUCUGGAAAUGUUAAUUGGUUCACUUAAAAUUAGCCAUGACAAGUACAUGAAGCUGUUUAAAAGAUACAUGUGUAUCAUUAUUAUAGGUAUGCAAAUAAUAUAGAAAUACUGUGUGAAUUAAUAGAUAUAACAACUAGGUACAUGUUAUAAAAAAAAAAAAACUAUAUUUUCUCUAAUGUAAAUUGACCUAAAUGAGAGGAAGCAUCAUGAAAAUAAUUAUUCGUUAAUAAUUUUGAAAAACUAUUUAAAAUACUGCUUUUUUCAAACUUGGCAAAUUCUUUGUACUGUACAUCACAUUCUUGAGCCAUCGUCACUUUUUAGGUACAUUACUGUGUUUAUUUAUGAAUACAGACUCCUAUCAAACAGUGUUUUAAAAAGAACAAAGAGGAUUUCUAGUGUUAUGUAAUUACUUGCCAUCAUUAUGAAAUGAAGAGGUUAGUACUUGUGCAUACUGAUCAUGCUAAAAUACUCUUAAUUAUUAUUUAUAAACAUUCAUAUGUUCAUCACUGUCAUGCGCAAUCUAUUAUAAACACACUUAGUUUUGCUUCUGUUCUCUAAAUAAUUCAUAUGUGAACAUUUUGGCACCUAAUUUAUUGUUAUUACUCAACAAAUAACAGAUAAAAUGCAAAAUGAUUGUAAAAAAAGUUCUCAUUAAUGAACAGCUCAGUUUUACACAGGUUAACAAGUUAGUUUCAUGUUCAGUGUUCCAAAACCCACUAUUAGUGCAUUAAUAAUAAUUAUAAUAGUUCAUAUUCACUAAUAAAGUAUCGUUAUAAACUUUUGCAAUUACUAAAGUGCCCUAAUAAUAAUAAAAUCCUCUACAGUUGUAUUCAGAGUCUUAGGCAGUGAUGUGUGGGGACGACUGCGACUGCCAUCAAUCAUUCUCUCUUUGUUUCUCACUUCACCUCACAUCUCCUAAUCUCAUAACUUCCUUGGAAUUAAAGUGUAGAUUAUAAAGUGUUUGUUGGUUUUUUCUGAAAUAUACAACUUUUCUAGAGAAAAGAAUUUACAAAAGAUAAUAAAUAUUGACCUCGUUUGUGAUGUGCUUCCACAUUAAAUAAAGGUUUUAAUAUUUUGUAUUUACAAUUUGUGCUAAUACAGUAUUUAUAUACUGUAGGAUGCUCAUUAAACUUAAAGUACAGCACUGUUGAUAGUUACAUAAAUAUUUAUUGCAUGUUGAAUGAUCACCUGGUCCAAGCCUAAAUGCUACCAUAUACACAUGUGCAGUCCUCCCUUGGAAAUCCAGAUUUCGGAAAAAUUGCACUUUGUGUUUAUAUCCAAAUUAUUAAUAUUUUUUGUGUAAAACAAAAUUUCAAUAACAGAAUUUGGUUUUAUGUUUUUUGUAAUGAAUUUUCUAUGGAGUCAUCUAGGCCCCCUAAAAUUGUGCCUAUCAUUUAAAAUGGAAUCAGAACAAUAUUGAAAAUUACCAUUCAUACCUUAGUUUCUCCAUGCUCUUGUUGUUAAGUCAUUAAAUAAGGUUGCAUUUGUGCUUGAAUUAGCUGGAUUGCUAUAUUUAAUGAAAUGUUUAUAUUUAUUUGUCCAAUAUUUUCUCAUAUGCAACUGAUUUUUGUUUUUCAUAAUUGUAAUACAGUACCCAUGUUCCGUUAUGGAAAUAUGCUCUUAAAUUUAGAUACUGCUCUACUGUAAUAUUGUGACAACUAUAUAGUAAUCUCCAUUUUAGCUUGCAGUUUGUAGAGAAAAAAAAAUGUCAGUGAUGGACAAAUCAUAAAAUAUUAAUAUAUUAAGCACUUGUAUUAAUAUUUACUAAGUGAUUAUAUUUGUUUAUUUACUUAUUCAUAUAAUCACAACUAGAAAUUAAAAAGAAUCAAACCUUUCACUGAUUUUGAGACAUUACUUAUAAUUUGAGAAGUUGACACAAUGAUGCAAUGACUUAUUAAGGAUACUGAAAUAUCCUUUUAAUAUAAGACUUACCCUGGAACUAUGAGUUUGGUAUUUUGCACUCAGUGUGUAUAGUAUCAUAUUGUAUUUUACUAUGUACAGUAAUUUUGUAUGUGGGUACUGUAUUUAAAAUGUUAAAAAAAAAAAAAAAUGUAGUGUUUGCAAAUAUAUUUGCGAUUAUUUUAUACAUUAUAUACUGCAUACACAUUUGUAAUCUAUAUUCUGUAUCUGCUGUUAUAUGCUAUUGAACUUGGUUAUCAAUAUCAUAAUUAGUGAAACAUACAAUUAAUAAUAUUUGAUCAUCUGCUGUUAAUGGUGCUGAUAAAAUAUACAAACACCUGCCCACAUGCAGAGACUGAACAUUAUGCUCAUCCUGCAACUUGGGGUAAUCACAUGCGCACAUUUUCUCAAGAAUGUUUAUUGUUCAGUACUCUAGACUGUGUGAACAUCAGAUUGAACUUGAAUCAUAUUUUUUAACCAGACAAGUGUGAAUGAUUGAAUUUCACACACAAAAAGGGACCAUAAUUUUACCUUAUUGCAUUUAACACCACUGUUAACAGCUUCAGUGCAUUUCAGUGGUUUAUUUUUAUGGUUGAACAGAGCACAAAGUGCAGACAGCAAUGUAGAGAAACAGGAGGUAGAGAGUAGACUUUUACCUGUGUUGUUUAAUCUGCAAAAGAUGUAUCAAAGCCAUUGCAGGUGAAACAUCAUUUCUAACAGUGUACUCUGAACUUAGAAACAUUCUAAUGUAUAGAAACACUAUGAAAUUAUAAACUGUUUAUAUUGAUACAGUAGACAAUUUAAAAAACUUUUCAUAAUUCAAACAGCUGCUAUUGUAUAUAUUACUACAUACCACUUAUGAUUUAUUUAGGGCCUUUACCUUGUUAAUAUAGUACUUUUUCCUGAUGAAUCCAAGACAGAUUAAUGAAGCUGCAGGAUGGAAAGACAGGAUGUUUAGGUGUCAAUGGUUAGUACAAUUUAUUUUAUCUCUAUAACUUGCUGGAUCAAUUUUAUUCUUGAAGGUACCGUAUACUGUGGUGCAGGUACCCUAAAGUGCAUCUGUGGAACAUGACAUGCCAACAGUUUGUAAGUUUUCAGCUUCCUCCCUGGUUUCAAACCCUUUGUCUGCUACUGAAGUAGUUUAACUAUUGAAUUUAUUAAUAAUAAAGGAUUAUUUGUUUUUGUAAAUGAUUACUAAGGAUGUGUAAAAAUUAAGUGAAUUUAUAAUUUAUUUUGGGGCUGUGGAUACUGAGUUAAAAUGUCUUGUACAGGAGUAGCAGCUGUUAUGAUAAGUAAUUUUCACUAAUGAUCAGGGAAACCUAUCGACUAAGCAAGUACUGUAUAUGUACUUAACACUUUAUUACUGUAUUUUGAUCAAGGCGAAUGUUUUAUUUGUCAAUUGAAAUCCUGUAUUAUUACAUUUGAGAAGUUCGGGAUCUGCACAUGUGCAGCUUGGGGAUGAGCUAAAGUAUUAUAUAACAGAUCUGUGUAACACUUGUUUUACAACGUUAUUUAAAUCUAUAUACUUUAAGACAAUAUAUCCAAGUAUGUGUAUAGUAUCACAUUUCAUAAUACAUAUUGAUUGCCAUUUACUUUUCAUUGGGGCUUGCUCAUCUUUGCACAGCCCUACAAAAUAUUUUAACUAAACCAGCAGUGUGUUCUAUUACAUUUUUAAGUUAAAUAUUUAACAAUAUAUUUGCCUACAAAAUAUAUUCUUUAUUAAAUGUGACGCCUUGAUGAUGUAAGAAUUACAAAUGUUUGAUGCAGUAAGGUCAUGCAAUAUUGGUGCUCUGGGGGAAGGAAAAAUGGCUCCUAUGUUAUGUUAGAUGGUUGAAUAUUGUAGCAGUAUUUUGAAAACUGUGCAAGAUGAAGAGUAAUGCACCCGGUGCAUAUAGUUCUACAGCCUAACUUGUAAGUGUAAAUAUAUUUAUGGCUGUUAAGUUUGUGUUCUAUUUCACAAAUGCAAAUAAUGUAUAUCAAUACAAACAUUUUAUACAGGCGACAUAUUUUGUAUUCACAAAACUCUUGACAGUAAGUAAUUAUCAAAAGAAAGUGCCAAGAACUUCCAGGUAUUGUAAUUGAAAUUAUAUUUGAAAAUGAUAAAACUUUAAAUUUUCAUGAUUGUGCUACCAUUUUUAAUUUAUUUUUGCCUGUAUUUUAUUUUCAAUUAAGCACUGUAUGAUUUAAGUUUGUUUUGAAUAUUAAAAUGCUUGUGUGCUCUAAAGGAUUAGGUCAAUCUUAGAUUAUAAUCAAAUAAGUGGAGACCAGUAGAACACACACACAGUUGUGCUUAUUUUAAAUGUUAGAAUCAAGACAUUGUUUAAGGUUUUUAUAUUACUGUAUAUGCAACUUAUGUAUUUUGAGAUGAAUAUUAGUAGGUGUUUUGUAAGCCAAAGAUAAGUUUUUUGUUUUUUCUUUUGCCUUGAAUAUAUAUUAUAGUAUAACCAUU
Procambarus clarkii (red swamp crayfish) is the source of this 6289-nucleotide messenger RNA. The record is from RefSeq and is a predicted model, not a curated record. Lineage: Eukaryota; Metazoa; Arthropoda; Malacostraca; Decapoda; Cambaridae.